Molecule: messenger RNA, 2720 nt
Organism: Phalaenopsis equestris
Lineage: Eukaryota; Viridiplantae; Streptophyta; Magnoliopsida; Asparagales; Orchidaceae
Product: cyclic nucleotide-gated ion channel 2-like
Exons: 8
Coding region: 20-2176 (718 amino acids)
Source: RefSeq, a predicted model, not a curated record
UAUAUAGCUGAAAGAGGUCAUGAGCUUCUCCGAUCACUCUCUCCUCACCUCCACUUCUCCCUCCCCCUCCCAAUUCCAUAUUUCCCUCCCCUCUUCCAAACCCUCGCCGGCGGCCCUUCCGCCGCCGUCCUCUCCCACCUUCCUCCACCGCACGCCCCCGAUCUCGAACACCCGAUGGUUCCGCCAAUUGAUUCACCGGAAGACCUCCGCCGUCGACGAAGAUCACGGCGCCGUUCCGACGCCGGUGGAGUGCUACGCCUGCACCCAACCCGGCAAUCCGGCGUUCCAUUCCACCAGCUGCGGUCGCGCGCAGGCUCCCCAGUGGCGCGCCGGAGCCGGAUCUUCCCUAAUCCCCAUCGGCGGCGUCGGCUCUCUUCCGCCGCCAUUGCAGGCGGCGGUAACCGCUCGAGGUCCCUUCGGAUCGGUUCUUGAUCCCCGGAGCCCGGCGGUUCACUACACGCUUUGGGCCGGUCGGGCCGGCGUGGGAUGCGUGGGGAUGAACCGGGGGUUGGCCGCGGCUGGGGCUGCGGGUGGCCCGUGGUACGGUGCGGAUGGGGCGCAUUUGGGGCACGUGUGGAUGCAGCUCCGGAUGGCGUACGUGUCGCGGGAGUCGCUCGUGGUCGGCUGCGGGAAGCUCGUGUGGGAUCCUAAGAUGAUCGCCGCUCAUUACCUCGGCUCGGCGAAGGGCUUCGCGUUCGAUCUCUUCGUAAUUUUUCCGCUUCCUCAGAUUGUGUUCUUAUGGGUGCUGCCGGAGUUGAUCAAGGAGGAGGAGAUAGAGCUUCUGAUUCCCAUUCUUCUGUCGGUGUUCGUCUUCCAGUUCUUGCCCAAGGUGUACCAUAGCAUCUGUCUGAUGAGAGGAAUGCAGAAGGUCACCGGCUACAUUUUCGGAACCAUUUGGUGGGGUUUCGGCCUCAACCUCAUCGCCUAUUUCAUUGCCUCACACGUAGUUGGUGGCUGCUGGUAUCUUCUUGCAAUUCAACGAUUUGCUUCAUGCCUAAAUCUGCAAUGCCAGAAGAGCAACAGCUGCAAUCUCAUGUCACUGACCUGCUCCACUGCAGGCCUUUCGCCAACUUUCUCAAGCUCCUCUGGUCAUAAUUUAACAGCAUCCACAGGUGGCUGGAAUCUCCAAGCUUGUUUGGACGGCGAUGGCUCAUUUCCAUAUGGUAUAUACGACUCAGCUCCUCCUGUGGUUUCCAGCAAUUCACUCGCCGUCAAGAUUCUUUACCCUGUUUUCUGGGGCCUCAUGACUCUCAGCACUUUUGGCAAUAAUCUGGAACCAACGAGCCAGUGGUUGGAAGUGAUAUUCAGCAUAAUUACUGUGCUGAGUGGUCUCAUGCUCUUCACUUUACUGAUAGGAAAUAUUCAGGUUUUCCUGCAUGUGGUUAUGGCGAGGAAGAGAAAGAUGCAGCUAAGGUGUCGAGACAUGGAAUGGUGGAUGCGGAGGAGACAGCUUCCAUCACGACUAAGGCAGAGAGUGCGACAGUAUGAGCGUCAGAGAUGGGCAGCGAUGAGAGGGGAAGAUGAAAUGGAUAUCAUUCAGGAUCUUCCUGAAGGGCUUAGAAGGGACAUCAAGCGACAUUUAUGCCUAGAACUCAUUAAAAAGGUUCCUCUAUUCCACAACCUGGAUGAUUUAAUCCUAGACAACAUAUGCGACAGAGUCAAGCACUUGGUAUUCUCCAAAGAUGAGAAGGUAAUUAGAGAAGGAGACCCUGUCCAGAGAAUGAUAUUUAUUGUUCAUGGUCGCUUACAAAGCAUCCAGUGUCUGAGCAAAGGCAUGGUUGCAACAAGCAUGUUAGGCCCUGGAAAUUUUGUUGGAGAUGAACUCCUUUCAUGGUGCAUCCGGCGACCAUUCAUUGAUCGCCUCCCACCUUCCUCUGCCACAUUUGAGUGUGCCGAGCCAACCGAGGCCUUCAGCCUCGAAGCACACCACCUUAAGUACAUAACCGAGCAUUUUCGUUACAGAUUUGCGAAUGAGAGGCUCAACAGAACAGCAAGAUAUUACUCGUCGAAUUGGCGAACGUGGGCGGCUGUCAACAUACAGCUAGCAUGGCGGCGCUACAAGAAGAGAAGCAUGAGUGGUGCUGACAUAACGAUUAAAACUGAAGAUCACGAUCGACGGCUGCGGCUUUAUGCUGCAAUGUUCAUGUCCAUCCGGCCUCAUGAUCAUCUGGAGUAGAGUAGAGAUGGAGAGAGAAUAAAAGUCUUUUUUUUUUUACUUGGAUUGGCCUUCCAUGGACUCAACAGAAGCUCAGAAUUUUUAUUGGACAGGUUUUUCAGAGAUGAUAUUACUGAGCUAUGAUUCUGCUAUAUAUUGAAGGAAUGAAUAAGUACAGUUGCUGCGCUGUCCUGACAAACGAUGAUGGUUUUAAUGCCAUUGGGCUUAGAUUGGGUGUAGAAACUGAAGACUUGGGUGAAUAAUUUUAUGAGUCAUCCUUCCCAAAUGAGCAGAAAGAAUAAGGCUGAGCUAAUUUUCAUAAGGUUAAGAGAAUGGAAACCUUCAACUUCAGCUAUCAUUUCAACAAAAUAAGCCUGAAUUAUGGCGAGAGUUGACAAAUUGUUGAGGUUUGAGUCUGUAAUCUGCUAUGAAUUUUCUCAUACUGUUCUGAGUUCUGACAUAAAGCUUGUCCAGGCCUCUUUUAUGCUCAUGAUUUUAAAUGUCAUUUGUUUAAGAGAUGGAGUGUGGCUAGGGGUGGAACCAACAUUAUAAUAUUGGAUAGGGG